CUUAUAAACCCAAAAUGGGUUUUUGGUGAUUCAGAUAGAGCAUAAAAAGUUGGUUAGUAACUUCUAGAUUAGUUUUUGCGUUAAAAUUUUAAUUUCGGAGUUACGAUGGCUCAAACAGCAAAAUUUGACCAUUUUUCAAAAAAAAGUAGCGCGACGCAAAUAUCACCAAAGAGCCUGGAUCCCAGGAACUCAUCUUCUACAGCAAUCACACUUUUGUAUUGCGAGACUGUAUAUCUUGAGAGUUUUCUGCUUAAAAUGCCCGAACGUUGCGUUGUUUUUGGGUGUUCUAACACGGCAGACGCGGAGAAUGGUAUUUUUCUAUACCAGAUACCUUUUUGGAACGAAAACGCGACCGUAGCAGCGAAACGAAGGCGAAUAUGGGUGAACUUCAUUCGACGCAGAAGAGACAAAUGGACGCCAACACCCUCAUCAGUUGUUUGCUCAAAGCACUUCACGAACGACUGUUUCGAGUACGGUUCUGCUACAGUUUCAAAGUAUAAGACCCCUAGACUAAAAAGGGAUGAGUUGGGAGUUUCUGUGUACCCUACAUUGCAAGCAAAUCAAAUUUUGGGCAGCACAGAAAGUGAACGCACAAAACGCAUGAAGCGAAGAGAGACUAUAACAGAAUCGCCAACAACUUCGUCAAAAAUUUCUGGCGUAACUGAUGAAUUGAAAGCUACGACGGAAAGUGUUGUCUUCCCGACGGAUGUUAUGGAACACGAAUCAAUGAUUGGGGCAUCACCACAGUCACCACACAAGUGCAGAAAUUGUGAUUUGUUAAAGAAGGAAAACAAGCGAAUCCGUAACUGUUGGGAAACAUCAAAACAAAAGCUGGCAGGUGUGAGAAAAGAAUUGGAUAUUCUUAGGGGUGCAACAGGUGUAAGUAGUGAUGAUGAUGAGGAAGUUGAGAGCAAUGAUGAGGAAGAUCACAAAUCUGAAGAUGAGACAGAGGGGCCUUCUGAUGAUAUGUAUGAAGAUGCAGAAAUUGAGACAGAGACAGAUACAGCAGAUACUGAUACUGAUGAAGACAUUAAUGUGCCUUCACAUAGGGUUCCUGUGAAGGAAUACGGUUUACAAAGGGAGCCAAAGUUCAUUGUAUUCCUUACCCAAUUAUUGACGCUCUUUCAAAUCUGCCGUGUGUGCAAAAGUGACAAGACAUUGGUUGAGGUUAACUCUCAUGGGACAAUGGCUGAGGUUAAAACAACAUGUGUCAACCCUGAUUGUGGAAAACAAACAACAUGGCUAAGUCAACCUUAUUUUCCUGGGACAAGAAUUGCAGCUGGCAAUUUGUUGCUUAGUUUUGGAAUCCUUGUCGCAGGAACAUCAGCAACUAAAGUUUUUAGGGUGCUGAAGCACAUGGGCAUGACCUGUUUUUCUGUAACAACUUUCUUCAAACAUCAACGUGAAAUAUUGUUUCCAUCAAUAUAUCUUCACUGGAAAAAGUACCAGGCUGCAUUGGUGGAUAAAGUAAAAGGAUAUGGGGAAAUAGUAAUCGCUGGUGAUGGCCGACAUGACAGUAUGGGUCACAGUGCAAAGUACUGUGCAUACACUGUAUUCUGCUGCACUGUACCUUUUAUAAUCCAUUUUGCGAUUGUACAGAGAAAUGAAGUUGGCAGUAGUCCAGCAAUGGAAUAUGCUGGGUUUUGUCGUUGCAUGGAAUAUAUACUUGGUUUAAGUCUUGUGGUGAAGACAUUCAUAUCUGAUAGACACUCAACAAUAGCCAAGCAUAUGAGAGAGAAGUUGUCAAACAUCACUCAUUACUUUGACAUUUGGCAUCUUAAGAAAAAGGUCACAAAAGUACUCACAAAAGUUGCAAAAGUGAGUGGGUGUGAAGCAGUUGCUGAAUGGAUAAAGCCUUGUACUAACCAUUUAUACUGGAGUGCAAGAACUACACAUGAUGGGAAUGGUGAAGUUAUUUGGGCUAAGUUCUCAUCAUUUUUAAGUCAUGUGGUUAAUGAGCACAAAAAUCUUGAGAAUCCGUUGUUCAACAAAUGUGGGCAUAAAGAGACAAUUGAGCCACGGAAAUGGUUAGAUAAAGAUUCAGUUGCCUAUGAGAAAAUGCAGUCAUCUCUUACUAACAAAAGGCUGAUAAAAGGAAUAAAGCAUGCAUCUCCAAUGGACCAAACAAGUUGCCUAGAAGGAUUCCAUUCUGUGCUGAACCAAUUCUCUCCCAAGAUGAUAGGCUAUACCUACAGAGGAAUGUUUUGCAGACAUGCAUUAGCAGUCAUGCACUUUAAUCAGAAUCUGUCUCGGGAAGCAAGAUUGAAAAAUGGUGUUGAACAAUACAAUGUUGUUUAUCCCAAGUUCAUGAAUGGGGAAGCAGUUGUCAGAAAAGUUCCAGUAAAGCAAAACUUUGAUUAUGUGGAUAAAAUAUAUCAAACCAUGUUAGAGGCUAUUGCGAAUAAAAAACUGGAAGAUGCAAUAGAUGACCUAAACGAAAAAACACCACCACCCAUGAAUACCAUGCUAAGUAAGCAGUCAAGAGAAGAAGCAAUACAAAAAAAGAAAACAAGGGAUGCAAUGCAACUUUCUGAUGUUCCUCCAACAAACCCAGUUCCCACUGUUGAAGUUGGAACCCAAAGUCAUGCUUUAAAACAAAGAAAUGCACCAAAAUGUAGGCUGUGCAAGCAGCCAAUGAAAGGUCACAAAAAUGUUGUUGACUGUCCAAAAAAUAAAAAGAUUAACAAUAUUUUUAUUUGCAUUUGUUCAUACAUUUUUACACAAUUUACAUUUGAACCAAAGCAAUAUUAUUCGCUUUCUUCAUCUGUCUCCAGUUCUUCAUAGCCAGUGAAUGCACCAUCCAUGGG
This is a messenger RNA of Dendronephthya gigantea, 2807 nucleotides long. RefSeq lists its product as uncharacterized. The transcript has 12 exons. Lineage: Eukaryota; Metazoa; Cnidaria; Anthozoa; Malacalcyonacea; Nephtheidae. Bases 106 to 2784 code for a protein of 892 amino acids. The record is from RefSeq and is a predicted model, not a curated record.